Cyprinus carpio (common carp) is the source of this 2047-nucleotide messenger RNA. It is a transcript of the gene cntfr, whose product is annotated as ciliary neurotrophic factor receptor subunit alpha-like. Gene Ontology annotation, biological process: cytokine-mediated signaling pathway. Bases 1 to 882 code for a protein of 293 amino acids. Gene Ontology annotation, cellular component: membrane; external side of plasma membrane. The transcript is spliced from 6 exons. The record is from RefSeq and is a predicted model, not a curated record. Gene Ontology annotation, molecular function: protein binding; cytokine receptor activity. NCBI's taxonomy places the organism in Eukaryota, Metazoa, Chordata, Actinopteri, Cypriniformes, Cyprinidae.
AUGUCGAGCCCGAGGCUGUUCCCCGGUAGGCGGAGCCCGAGAGGCGUGCCCCCGAGGCCGCUCCCCGAGGCGGUGUCCUUGUCCAAUGCCGCUCCUGAGGCCGCUCCUGAGACCGCUCCCCGAGGCGGUGCCCGAUGCCGAGGUCGCUCCCCGAGGCGGGUCCUUGUCCACGCCGCUCCUGAGGCCAUUCCUGAGGCCGCUCCUGAGACCGCUCCCCGAGGCGCCACAAACCAGAGGCCCUUAGAGGUGACGAGGGAUGAAGUUCAUAAGAACAGAUGCCACGUGAAGUUCCACCUGAACUUUUCACCAGUGAGCAUUCCCUUACCGCCCGGUCGUCUUCACAACGUCACGGCAGUGAACUCACUGGGUCGGGCUUCCAGCGCCAUCAGCUUCGAGGAGUCUUCAAUAGUGAAACCUGACCCCCCUGAGAAGGUGGUGGCCAAACCCGUAGCCAACAAUGCACGAAGACUAGAGGUGACCUGGAACAGUCCCAGUACGUGGCCCGAUGUGGAGACCUUCCCGCUGAAGUACUUCCUGCGCUACCGGCCGCUUAUCCGAGACCAGUGGCAACACGUGGAGCUCUCUGACAGCACCUCCCACACCAUUACCGACGCCUACGCAGGGAAAGAGUACAUCAUCCAACUGGCGGCCAAGGACAUGGAGAUCGGCACUUGGAGCGACUGGAGCGUGGCAGUCCACGCCACCCCCUGGAUGGAGGAACCCAAGCCCAUCACCUCCACCACUGAGAGCGACAUUAUCCCAGAAACCACCCCUGGACCGCCUUCAGCCGCACCACGAGUGGGUGAACCCACAGCGGCCUGCUCCACCCUUCUCUGGUCAACCCACCUCCUCCUGGCCUGCGUCCUGUUGUCCAUCAUGUGAUGUGUAAGCUUCAUUCCUGUGGAAAAAAAAUGAGGAGUCUUCUAUUUCUAUUUUGCACAUGUUAAUAGAUAUCGUGCAUUGAUAAUUUAAUUCAAGUUCAUUUUCUCACGAAAGAAAAAAGACCUAGGAAGAUUAAUAAAUGCUUACAUUUACAAAAGGAAGACAAAAGAACAAUAAAACAUCUCAACAUCUCUGACGAUGACAGACCAGACACAGACACAGGAACCGAGCCCCAGGGGAGCAAAAGAUUUGGGGACACGAGACUCACCGGCCUGGCAGCACAAGAAGAAAACAAACAAAACAAAACAAAAUGCAUCCACCUCAUUUUCUUUUGUCACAAGGUUUUUCAGCCCAUUUCGAUUCUUCAAACUGUUCCAUGGACAGAAAAAGCUCAUUUUGUGUAACAUCGAUUUCCACGACAUACAGCUAACUCAUCAUGCCAAAGACUUGGACUGUUUUUCUUUUCUUUUUUUCCCAUGAUCCUUAGCUUCCCCAAGCCUGUGUCUGUAAGGGAUUGAAACUGGCAGUACAAAAUCUUCACGAGCUUCAAAGACUGAAGAGUAACACAUUUAUUUUGAAGGCCAUCAUUUGAUAUCUGUUGUAUUCUUUUUGUUUACCGCUUUUUCUUUUAUCAUUUUUUGGCCCCUGAACACAGAGAAGUUGAAACUGUAAAUAACAAAUUGGUUUGGACUGUUCUGGACCGCCUUUUGUAACAGGAAGAACAAUGUGUCAUGUCAGACCAUCUGAAGAUUAAGCACCGUUCGGAAACAUCUUUUCAUUCUUUGCCUAUUUGCCUUUCACCAUCUGUUUUUGCAGACUUUUCUAGUCAAUAUCACAGUUUAAUACUACCUUCUUCAAGAAAUAUCGUUUCGCUUUGUUUUGGUUAUCAAUGAAUAAAAUAUAAUUUUAGAACCUUAGAACCUUAUUGUUUAUUUGUUUGUGCUUUGCUUUUUAUCUUCUCCCUCUUUCUUUUCAAACCUUCAUAACUGCUUAAUUCUCCUUGAUCAUAUUUUGUAAACUAUGAUAUGUAUCUUUAACAUGAGAAAAGUUUAUUAUUUAAUAAUGUAUGUAUUAGCUUUAGAUUCUUGUAACCUGUAUCUGGGUUCUUUUUAUAGAUGUAUAUAAAAUGAGAAGUUGUUCAUUAAAUGUGACCAUUUCACAAUGA